Carassius carassius (crucian carp) is the source of this 703-nucleotide messenger RNA. Its product is annotated as placenta-specific gene 8 protein-like. The coding region runs from base 208 to 579 and encodes 123 amino acids. The transcript is spliced from 4 exons. The record is from RefSeq and is a predicted model, not a curated record. Lineage: Eukaryota; Metazoa; Chordata; Actinopteri; Cypriniformes; Cyprinidae. Gene Ontology annotation, biological process: positive regulation of transcription by RNA polymerase II.
UAGCAAACCAGCUGCAAAGAUAAAGUCAUUUGUGGCAAUGUAUAAUCAUUAGCUAUAGAUAGUGUACCUGGACUUUUAACCUAUAUGAAGAGCAAUAAAUAUUUUGACAAUAAAACAAGUUCGUAAUUACAUUUUACUAUUUAUUUCCAAGGGUGUGUCUAAACAUGUGACGUUUCGAACCCUAUAUAUUCUUGGCACAUUGUGCAUAUGUUUCAGUGCACAGUGGAAUAUCCUGACUCAACUGAGAAAGAACAGAUCAUGGAGGUCACAUCUCAACCUGCUGCAUUUGAACCCCGAGACUUUCACACAGGCUUGAUGAGCUGCUGUGAUGACAUGGGUGUAUGCUGUUGUGGCUUCUUCUGUCUCGCUUGUUUGGGCUGUUCCAUUGCUAGUGACAUGAAUGAGUGCUGCUGCUGCGGUUUAGGCAUGCCGAUCCGAAGUGUUUACAGAACUAAAUACAACAUACCAGGAUCUAUGUGUAAUGACUGGAUGGUUGCAUACUGCUGCUUGGGUUGUGCAGCCUGCCAGAUGAAGAGAGACAUCAACAUAAGGAAGAGUAAUGGAACACUGAAACCAUGAGAAGUGAUAUAUCUACACUAGAGCAAGUCCUUACCUAUUGUUCUCAGAAAUUAAAUAUUAAAGAAAGUUGCGGUUAAUAAUUUGAAAUGUAUAAAAAUGUCUUUGCUAUCAGAAGUUUAAUUAG